CUUCAGUCACCUCCCAACAUUCUCCUGGACUCUGUGCGUGUUGCUAAAAGGAAAAUAAAUAAAUAAAUAAAAAUUUGAAAAAUUAAUAACAGUAUAUAAAUGAAUUCUCCCAGGACGACGUCCUAAAAUCGUCGGUCUUGCAUUGGCUUGACCAGUGGCCAACAGUAGUUGGGAGAAAAAAAAAUCGAAUUUUUGAUCGGUUCUUUUGAUCGGCUUCGAAUGUCCCGGAAACGGACAGUGAGGUGAACAAUGUGCCAAUAGUGCAGUGCUCAACAUAAAGGAAGAGAAUAGGAUAGAAAAGGAAUGUAAAGGGAGAAUUGAGAGGGGGAAAAUAAAAGAAAUAAGGGAAGUGCAACGAGUGCGAUUGGGAUUUGUCCCUGACAAUAUGGGAAUGGAGUUUUUAGGCCGAUGUACCCGUCGUCCCCAGGAAUUACUUGACUAGCAAAGGUCACUGGUGAGGAUGGAAGGAGAAAUAAUAUCUCAAAAUAGCAAUUAAUGAAUUUGAAAAAUGAGCACAGCCAUUGAUAACAGUGUGGAGGCCGCCAAGUCACGAGGUAUAUUCUCUAGGGCAUUUGCUAAACGAGCCCAGCCCUAUGAAGAAGCACUCAAGAGCCUGAAUCGACUUAGCAAAGAGGGUGAAGACUUUGCUAAUGAGGAUGGAGCUUCAACGCACCCCACCUUGGCCUUAAUGAGGCGCAUCCUCGCAGAUGCUCAGGCAAAACUUCGCGUGAUGGUGGAGGAGAACGCAGCGACGGGUGCCCGUCUGGAUAGUGAACUGGAGCGUGCGAGGGGUGAGUGUGCUUCUCUUCGUGGUGAAUUACGUGAGGUACGGGGUGCUCUGGUAACAAACAACAAUCACGCGACCAAUGGCAACGUGUCGAAUUCUAAUAACAACGAGAGUAGUACGAGUAGUGAAACUACAAGCGCAACUAGUGGUGCGUCCAACAAUUUGUCGGCCCCAAUGAGUAGCCAAGAGGUGAGGAGUGAGUCACCAUCACUCAAUCCUCAAGAGGAGACCAAGAGGGUGAGCACUUCCAGCAGCCCCGUUGACAAGAGGAGCUCGGCCAGCGAAAAAUCAGUGAGCCCAAUUGAUAAGGGAAAUAGCCCCAGUGAUAAGAAGGAUCGAACUAGUCCUAUUGAUCGCAGUAGAACAAGUCCGUCUAUUGAAAAACGAAAUGGCUCACCGAACCGAAGUCCCAGUGAAAAAAGAAGACCAUGGACUGCAGUAGACAAAACUCGAGUAGGCUCUGGGGGUAGUGUUGAUUCGAGAUCGGGAAGCGCCAGUCCAGAUCGUAAUCGCAGUGGAUUAUUUCAACGCAGUGGUAGUGAACGAUCGAGCGGUGAGAGACUGCGUAUAACGACAAAUCGUGAGUCAAUACGCAACAAGGAGACCAAUGAACUCGAGCAUAAGGACGGCAAGGACAUAAUCGAUGGAGAUGGAAGAGUCGACGAGGACAAUGAGCCACCAGCGCCGGCACCCGGAAGCCGACCCACAUCUCCAAGCAAUCCCCUCGGACUUUCCGAUUCAGUGGUAACUGGCAGAUUAUCGGGUCUCCAUGGAGGGCCACCGGUGGAAUUGGCGAGCGCUCGUCGAUUGCGUCUUGAGAAUGAACGUCUGGUGGCGGAAGUUGCGAGACUCCGUCGAUUGCUGUUAAGUGGCGCAGCAAGGGGCGAGGUUGGUGGUGAGGAUGCAGCCAUUGAGGAGGAAGCUCGCUUCGUUGCCCUGGAAAUGGAGCUGCAGCACUCGCGGGAAGUCAUACAGGCCCUCAAGACCGAUCGCAAACGCCUCAAAGCCGAGAAAUUCGAUCUACUCAAUCAAAUGAAAGCCCUCUAUAGUACAUUGGAAGAUAAAGAACGAGAAUUGAGGGAUUUUAUACGGAAUUAUGAACAGCGGAUGAGGGAAAGUGAGGCAAAUCUCGGUCGUCUUCAGCAACAAGGCAGUGGAUUGCCCACGGAGGAGCGAGAACGGGAGCGGGAGAGGGAACGUUGGAGUUUACUGAGAGCUGCCCGUGAUGAAGCUGACAGGAGUCUCAGCUUAGCAGCAAGUUUGGCGGAUAAAGAGGCAGCUUUAUCUCAUGCACAUGCUACCAUUAAAGAGCUGCAACGACAAUUAGGUGAUAGGGGCGGAACCAGUGGUGUAUGUCUCAGUGAUCAAGAGUCCCUCAUAUCAUUUCCACGCGGUAGUGUAAAUGGUACAGCGACACCCGGUGCCUGUAGUACCAGUGGCAUUGGAGGAUGUGGACCGAUGCUGUUACCACACUUGGGUGCACAACCCCCUCUGGGUGUCACUGAUCUUUGCGUUGGUGUUGGUGGAAGUGGAGCGAGUGGAACAGGUCAAGCUGGUGAUCGUGGUAGCUGUAGUGCUGAUUCCGGUGUACGAGGCUCAAGUGACAGGGAGAGCGGUGGGGCCACAAGUGUGGGAGGGAAUUUAUCAGACUCCACGACUGACGGGACACCAACAAUUACUGUCGAGGGAAGUGGCCUCGAUAUGGACAGCAUCUCAGUGGUAUCCUCCGUAGCUCCAUCACACAUGUAUCAAUCAGCGACUACACCCAAGGACUGCAGUCCGACGCUCUCACCUUUGAACGCAUUUUCAAGAUCGAUGGAUACGUCAUCGAUGUCGCGCUCAGUGGAGCAACUGUCGAGUCCAAUGGACUCAGAGCCGAGGAGAAAUAAAGCACCACCUGUCCCCGCACCUGUCGCCCAUACCCGGUCUUCGGCGACGAGGGGGGGUCCCUGGGGAUCGAUUUCCAGGGUCUUUGCUCGGUCCCGUCAUCGAAAAGCUCUCAACAGUUCUGUAAGUGGGAGUACAGGAACUGAGGCCUCAGAUGCAUUCGAUCCGUAUCGAUCGUGGUCGCCACUUACUGAAGAGGGUUACGCUGAGAAAUUACGAUUAUUGCGGGAGGCGGUGACGAUACCCAUGGAGAGAUGGCGAGCCCCCACUGUUCUUGCUUGGCUCGAAGUUGCGCUGGGGAUGCCACAGUAUGGACCCAGGUGUGCUGAGAAUAUCAAAUCAGGAAAGGUUCUGUUGGAAUUGAAUGACGCAGAACUUGAAGCAGGUUUGGGGAUAACUCAUCCCCUCCACCGCAAAAAGCUCCGCUUGGCAAUUGAAGAGCAUCGACAUCCGAGCCUGGUGCGUUAUCCCUGUAUCGCUCAACUAGGUCAUACCUGGGUCAGCUCGGAGUGGUUACCUGAUCUCGGCCUCGCCCAAUACUCGGAAAGCUUCGCAACCAAUCUCGUUGACGCCAGAAUGCUUGACCAUAUCGUUAAAAAAGAAUUGGAGAAACUUCUGGGGGUUACGAGAAAGUUUCAUCAAGCUAGUAUUAUGCAUGGGAUUAAUUUAUUGAGGAUGCUCAAGUAUGACAGGCAAGCAUUGGCUGUUAGGCGCCAUCAGAGUGAACAAGUAGAUGAAGAUCCUUUAGUUUGGACGAAUCAUCGUUUUAUUAGAUGGGCCAGGAAUAUUGACCUAGGCGAAUAUGCUGACAAUCUCAAAGAUUCUGGUGUUCACGGUGCCCUAGUUGUCCUAGAACCUUCAUUCACCGGCGAUACUAUGGCAACAGCCUUAGGAAUACCCCCCGCUAAACACAUGAUACGCCGACAUUUAACUGCCGAACUGGAGGCCCUUGUAUUACCAGCCAGAAGCCAGCUGGAAGUCAUCCCGAGAAAUCACAUAGGUGGAAGUAGACCGAUGAGUACAGUGAGCGCCGGUGGGAGCCUGGGAAGAGGCAAUCGUGCUCUGCAUCUCCAGCACCAUCAGAGUUCCCUCUCAGCCCUUCACAUGGCCACCAACAGCUCCAGUACUAUCGACAGACGACGCUCCAGUCUCAGGACCUGCAGUCUUCUUUAUUUGAAAAAGUUGUCCUGGAAAAGCUCUCAGGGCUCAUUGAGUCGAGCGUUGGGUCUUCGUCCUCGCAGCGAAAAAGCUUCGCCCUCAUCAUCAUCAGACACCGGUUCCCUCGCCAGUCAAUGCCAGUACAUGAGCAGCAUUCGCAGUAACUCUCCGCCACCUCCACAAUUGCCACCACGUCCUUCCGCAAAUGGAACAGGAAAGCGUCAUCGUCGUGUUAAAAGCAUUGGUGAUAUCGAGUACAUAACAAAUGCACCAUACGGAUCGUACUCUGGAUACAGCAAUGUACUGUCCUCGGAUUACUAUUAUCAGUCACCAGGGAACAAUUAUUAUCAGUUACAAGGUGGUUAUUAUUCACCACAGAGCUCGGGACCACGAUUUCCCGGGGUGCAGCGAUACGGGAGCUUAGCCGAAGAAUCUUGGACAUCUUCAGCUAAAGAUGAUACAGUUAGCAACUCAUCGAGAACAUAUUUGACUUGAAUUUCGUAUCAUCUAAAUGGAGUCUUCCCAAAUUACCAACAAUCUAAGCAUCUUCGUGGCGUUAACGGAAAUUUCCUAAUUGUCAGAAAUAUGCUCGAAAAUUUUACUUAAGUUACGAAAUUUAAAUUUUAUUAUCGUGAUCAUGAUGUGCAAUCAAAGCAUUCCAUUCUUCUACUGAUGAAUAAUCUUUAAUUGGCCGGUUUCACGAAUUACUGAAAUACAACAAUUGAGAAUGUUAUUGCUGGGAGCUAUUUAGAUUAUAGUUUGCCGAAUUCAAGUGUUGACUUUCACCAAAAAUCGUAGUCCAAAAUCAGAAAAAUUAUUUAAUUUUUUUUAAUCAUGAAAGGACUUUUCAAAAGCGCACUGAGUAUCUCCCUCUGCGCUUCAUUAUCUAUCUACUUUGUUCUGCAUCUAGCAGAAUAAAAAUUCAUUCCAUCAAAUUAAUGGCGGAAAUUAUAAAUUAAAUUGUAAAUUGAAUUUUUUAUAAAGUUCCUCAAUAUUGAAUUUAUGAUUGGAAUACGAUCAUCUGCAUGACAGAAAGACUGUCACUUGGUGACAAUUUUAUCAUAAUUAUCUGAGCACGAUAAUAAUGUUUCGAUAAAUUUGCACGACAUCUUCAAAAUCCUUGGUAAUAAUAAUUUUAUAUAUAAAUUCAAAAUGAUAUUUAAUCUGAUAUUUAUUCUUAGUUUUAUCUAUUGAUACAUAAAUUUGAGAUUCCUGCCGAACUGAUAACACAUUUACCAUAAUAAAAGUUGGUGAUAUAGCCGGAAUGCCAAAUUAUAAAAUGAAAAAAAGUAUUGUCGUCGUUUUUCAAAGUUAAAACGUUGAUUUAAUACAAGAUUAAUUUUCGUCUUAAAUCAUUGAAUUUGAUAAAAUAAUUCAAUCGAACCAAUCUCAUUGGAUUACGGAAUCAGAAAUUAGAAGGGUUGUCUUUGAUUUUAAACAAAAUUAAUAAACAACAAUUGGAAGGCUUGUGCGAUGAAUAUAAACAAGGAUAUCAGCUUUUGGAGCGUCGACCUCUGUUUGCAGUAUAUGUACAACUGAAAAUUAAUCAUAAAUAACAAUAAAAAAGAAACAUUGUAAAUGUACUCAAUGCAGGAUAUAUAUGUAUAUAUUUGUGUGAGCUGUAAUAAUAUUUAAAGAAAAUUUGAGAAUAAAUUAUAAUUGCCUUAAAGUGUU
Diachasmimorpha longicaudata is the source of this 5506-nucleotide messenger RNA. It is a transcript of the gene Liprin-gamma, whose product is annotated as kazrin. Lineage: Eukaryota; Metazoa; Arthropoda; Insecta; Hymenoptera; Braconidae. Gene Ontology annotation, molecular function: protein binding. The record is from RefSeq and is a predicted model, not a curated record. The transcript has 18 exons. Bases 509 to 4327 code for a protein of 1272 amino acids.